GGAGGACUCAAAGCCAGUGCUGACACAAUAACAAUAAGUGUUGGUGAAAGCAACAAGACUUAAGACUACUGGACAGGUUGAGAAAUGAUGUCUUCAGGGUUGGCUGCGUUGUGUUUCCUGCUCUUGCAUACUGGAGCUCUCGGCUUUGGAAUAUUGCCAGGAAAGUCUCUGAAUCACCUGGAAAUCACUGAACGAGCGAUGUUAAAUGUCACUGUGGAGGUGUGCCGCUCUCUGGCCCUUGCUGAGGGGACAGACUUCUCUAUUCCAGCACAGCCUUUCACUGCAGAGGGCGUUGCUGUGGCCUGUGGCACACCAAAGUCCACCAAGAGUUUCCGCCAAGCCAUUAUUAUUAUCACACUGACGAAUGUACGGGUGGACCUCCGGCAUGCCCUCAAUGCGAGCUUCCACUUUGAUGAUGAAAUGUUUCUUUCGGGACGGAAAAUUAUCACUGAAGGAUUAACAGUUGUCAAAGCAAGCAUGAAGCAAGAAAACUAUGAGGCAGCGAGGGAAAAAUUGGGAGAGAUUUGUCAUCCCUUACAGGACUUCUACAGUCAUAGUAACUGGGUGGAACUGGGAAUGGAAUCGCCAAACACCAAUCUGCUCAGAUCGGACACCCGUGUUGGUAACAUAGCAGAUGAAAGCAGGGCAACAUGUCGCAACUGUGAUGGAGACGACUGCAGAAACAACAUCUUGGAGGACAUCAUAGACGAGCGCGUUCUGACCUCUGGGUAUUUUAGUAUUGCACUUAUUGGUGCAACUAAACCACAAGGAAAAUGCAGUCAUGGUGGAGGAGUUGAUCAGACAAGCACCAUCGAACCUGUAGGUGGGAUAAACAAAGACAGUUUGGACGCCAGCCAUGGACACCUCCACAGCCAGGCCGCAAAUUUGGCAAUUUCUGCAACCAGUGAGCUACUAGAAGACAUUCGAAGGGCUGCUGGUGACAGACAAUUCCUCCAGAUGGUGGGAAUCUCCAAAGGAUCCAGCAAAGCUCUUUGUUUUGUGAUCGACACCACAAAAAGCAUGAGUGAUGACAUUGCAAUAGUGAAGACUGUCACUUCCUCUAUAAUCAGCAGUGAAGUCGGCACAGAGAACGAGCCCGCAGUUUACAUUCUUGUACCUUUCAAGGAUCCAGAUGUUGGGCCGUUGAUAAAGACUUCAGACCCAAAAGUCUUUGAGACUGUCAUUGACUCACUAACAGCAGCCGGUGGAGGAGAUGAUGCAGAACUGAGUCUUUCAGCGCUUGAGCUGGCUUUAGGCAGCGUUCCUUUCAAUUCUGAGAUCUUCCUCUUCACGGAUGCACCUGCUAAAGACAAAAACCUGAAAAGCACAGUGACUGCACUCAUAGAGAGGACACAAGCAGCGGUGAGCUUCAUGAUUUCUGGCUCUACGAUGGCUAACCGUCGGAGACGGAGUGAUGACACACGACCCAUGUUGGCAGCAUCAGAUGCCCAGCUGUACAGAAACCUGGCUCACACUUCAGGGGGUGUGUAUGUUGAAGUCGCAAAGAGUGAGCUCCCAGCGGCCACCAGCAUCAUAACGGACUCCAUCAGUCCCUCUUUGGUGACCCUUCUUCAGGCAUCCAGGAACCCAGGGAAGAUGGAUAUGUUCCCUUUUAUAGUUGAUGAAACAGUAACAAACCUUAAAGUUUACAUCACCGGGCAUUCUGUCACUUUCACUGUCACCAGUCCCACAGGUGAAUCUCAGGACAGUACCAGCACCACAGGAUCACUGAUCACUGCAUCACAAUCAGUGGGAAACUUCAUGAGUCUGCAGCUACAAAAACAAGCUGGACUGUGGGAAAUAAAAAUGGUGUCCACUAAUCCUUACACUGUAAAGGUCAUAGGUCAGAGUUCUAUUGACUUCCUGUUCGACUUUGUGGAGAGAUCAAAGGGCCCGUUCACAGGAUACGAUACUCUUGACACUCGUCCCAGAGCUGGUGUCAACGGUAGCUUGUUGGUGUCUUUAACGGGGAGUGACUCGGCCACGGUGACAGAAGUCUUUCUGGUGGAAUCGUUGGAGUCGGAGGAGAUUAAAGGAGUUGUGGAGCCACAGGGGAGCGGAAACUUCUUAGUUCACUUUGACAGGAUACCAACAGUGGAGUUCAGUGUGCGCGUGAAGGGGCAGGAUAACAACACUGCCUCCAGAGCUUCACCAGUCGUGUUCCAAAGGCAAUCAACCACCAGUUUCAGAGCCUCUAAUCUGACUAUUACUGCUGACUCAAAUAGCAUCUUGGAACCAGGAAAACCAUUCUCUGUGCCAUUCUCUGUGACAACCAACGGAGCGGGGGGAAACCUCACUAUCCGAACCUCCAACAACCGCCGUUUUGACUCAACAUCUCCAACCAGUUUAGUUGUGGAAACUGGGGGCAGUGCUAACGGUACAGUGACCCUCUCGGCACCUCGUACCACCCCGUCUGGAACUGAUGUCAUCCUGACCAUUGAGGCUGAGACGCAGGAGGGUGAAGAUACUAAUUACAUCGUGCUGCGUUUCUCAGUCAUCAACACGGUGACUGAUUUCAUUCAGCCAGUGUGUGAGAAGCUCAGCCUGCAGUCCAACUGCUCUGGUAACUGCACUGGAUCAAUGUGGGAGCUCUCUGUCCGGGUGACCGAUGGGAGUGGAUCAGGUGUCGACCGUGUCAGCCUCAAAAAGGGAAACGGGACCCUGAACACCAGCCUGGACGCCAGCAACGAGAACAUAACUCUGGUUUCCUACUUGUCAUCUUGUUGUUCGCCUGAUAUGGAGCUGCUGGUUGUGGAUCGAGUGGGUAAUGUGGGCGUCUGUUUUUACAGUUCCCGGGAAGGCUCAUCCUCUGCUCAGUCUGAUUCUCCCAAAGUCACUCAGUCGCCCCUUCUCUGUCUCAGCAUAGUGGUGUUAGGACUCUAUGUAAUGACAGAACUGGGCAUCCAGUGAAUCCAUGUCAAAGUUGCAAAUAGUUUCACUGUGCAUUUACUCUAUGGUGACGGCUCACUGCUCUUGUAAACACACUUUACAGCACAAACAUUUUGCUUUUUUUUUUUUUUUACGAGCAAGGUUAAAUCCUAAAAUUGAACAGAGAAAUCCUGCUCCCAAGAAAAACUUGCGGGACUCCCUAAAAACGUAGUAUUAAGCUAACAUUGUGUCAUCGUGUCACUUUUUUGAAUAACCUAUCACAAGUGUAAAAUAAAAAUUAACUUUUGUACCUUAUUUUAACUGGUUUAUUAACUGAAGAUUAAACCCAUAAGAGUCCUCACGCCUAACUGUAACUCGGAUAUUUUUUUUAAAUUUGGUGAUUAUCAAUUAAGAAGAUACUUAGGUAAAAGUCAUUUGAAGGAGAAUCUAGUUGCAGUUACAGCCAUAUAUACAUACUGUACAUACACACACAUACAGCCAGCAGUACAAGGAGCAAAAAUCUGACUGCUGAUAAUUCUAAAACUGACCAUCAUAAUGUUAUACUGGAAAAUAUGAAUGAACGUUUUUAGGGAGUGCCAAAAUCCACAAUCAACUGGAGGUGUUCUAAUACCAUCAAUCUGUACCUUUUGGACUGAGACCAAUAUAAUGAAUAGAAUUGUGUGAGUUAAAUAAAUAUUGUGUAUGUUAUCUUUUACACGCAUGGAUGAUAUUGUAAAAAGCGUGCCAAGGCUAAUAUAGCCAUCCAAGGACAUUUUAAUUGGCUUCUUAACAUGGAAAAUAAGUUAUUAGCAUAUCCCUUAUAACUUUUUUUUUUUUUUUUUUAAUGCAACAGCGUCAUAUUGAUACUCGUUAUUGGCCAAUACGCUAGUUCAAAUUUUGCAGUCGAUAUUGGAAAGGAAAAAUGGUAUCAGAACAUCUCUAGCGUGUACACCUGCACAUGGAUACACACAGAUUGGUGCAUCCAUGUGCAACCUUCACAUAUGACAGAUGGCGGACGAUUUCUCUUUCGGAAAUCUGCUUUAAAAUUGAAUUUGUGGAAAACUCCUAACAACAAACGGAAGCCGCAGACAUUUUUAAAAAACAGAGGGUUUUUUUAUUGUCGUUAUAAUGUGUUUAAUGUAUAAUCCUUUACAGAAGUUUUCACAUUUUGCUACAAGUUCAACAAUGUUCCUUCCAUUUCCUUUUAUCGCUAUUUACAUUUUGAAAAGUUUUCAGAGAGACUACUUUGAAUAAACAGGUGAUUGAUCCUGGGUGUUGGAUAAA
Plectropomus leopardus (leopard coralgrouper) is the source of this 4152-nucleotide messenger RNA. RefSeq names its product von Willebrand factor A domain-containing protein 7-like. The record is from RefSeq and is a predicted model, not a curated record. NCBI's taxonomy places the organism in Eukaryota, Metazoa, Chordata, Actinopteri, Perciformes, Serranidae.